Messenger RNA from Zootoca vivipara (common lizard), 3551 nucleotides. It is a transcript of the gene GUCY2C, whose product is annotated as guanylate cyclase 2C. Gene Ontology annotation, cellular component: plasma membrane. The record is from RefSeq and is a predicted model, not a curated record. Gene Ontology annotation, molecular function: protein kinase activity; peptide receptor activity; adenylate cyclase activity. Gene Ontology annotation, biological process: receptor guanylyl cyclase signaling pathway; cGMP biosynthetic process; protein phosphorylation. NCBI's taxonomy places the organism in Eukaryota, Metazoa, Chordata, Lepidosauria, Squamata, Lacertidae.
CCUUCGCAUUUCACAAGUUUCACUGUUCUUAUAUGCUUGCAAGCAGAAGUCCCAGCUGGGCAGGUGCGGAUGGAAAGUGAGCUAAGAAAGGGAAGGGAAGGACGUAUUUGAGAGAAGAAAAACUUGACCAAGUGGUGGGCAUAGAGCAAAUAUCCUUGCUUUAAAUUAUCAAGCGUGCAGUACACGCAAGAAGCAACGCUGACAUGGACUACGAGGCAUCAUGAAAGAACAAAAAGUGGAUCAGAUUUUUGGGGCACUGCUCUUCUUGACCCAGCUUCUGUGGAAUGCUGGUACUGUGAUCAGAUGUGGCAAAGAUGACUACGUGAUCAAUGUAAUGCUCAUGAAUGACUCUAUGCUUCCAGUGAGUGCGGGAGAAAUAAAACCAGCUGUGGAACAGGGCAUGGAACUGGUGAAAUAUGACCUGAAAGCAAACAACGUGAAUGUGAAUGUCAGUGCCGCACUUGAUGGCAUCGACACGUCGCUGUACGUCUCCAAUGGCUGCCGCACCAGCACGUGUGAAGGUGUGGAAUUCAUCAAGCAGAUCUAUGCUGGUAAUAAACUUGGGUGUACUAUUCUAGGCCCAACGUGCACCUUUGCCACAUUCCAGAUGGUCUCAUUAGAGACAGAGUCAGUCCCACCUCUGAUCUCUGCAGGGAGUUUUGGGUUGACUUGUGAUUACCAAGAAAAGUUAACAAGGCUGUUGACUCCAGCCAGGAAGCUGAACUACUUCUUGGUUGAUUUCUGGAAGAAUUCCACGUUGCCAUUCAAAAGUGUCACAUGGGAAACUACUUACAUCUAUAAGGAAGACAAUGACACUGAAGAUUGCUUCUGGUAUAUGAAUGCACUGGAAGCUUCAGUUACCUACUUUUCUGCAAACAUGAAAUUCCGGGAGAUCUUCAGGAGCUCAAUAGACCUACAAAGCAUUGUGAAUAAUCCAAAAAGAAAAAGUAAUGUGAUCAUCACAUGUAGGUCUCCAGGUGACCUUAAAAGAGUCCUAGGAAAAGCAGAGGUGGAUGAGGACAUAGUUAUCAUCCUGAUAGAUCUUCACAGCAAUGUGUACUAUGAAAAUGCUCCCUCAUACAGUUACAUGCGGAAUGUCCUUGUCCUGACUCUGGAACCAUCAAACUUCACUGCAGUUUCAAACAGUAGCGGGAUUUCUUGGACUCCAGAUACGAUGCCUUGGGUGAAAAAUGACUUUGCUGUUGCCUACUUGGAUGCUGUCUUGCUCUUUGGACAUGCCUUGAAAAAACUUUCUCUUGCAAGAGAGUUAAUUACUCCGACCAGCUUCAACAGCCAGUUUCGGAAUGUUACUUUUAAAGGUAUUCUUGGUCCUGUAGUGCUGGAUAAAUUUGGGGAUGUUGAUGUCAAUCUCACCCUUAUGUACACGACAAAUACCGGUACUUUAGAAUACAAGGCCCUCCUACGGUUUGACACUCAUCUGAAUGAGACAGUACCAAAGACAGACAAACCAUCAUUCAUCUGGAAACAAAACACCCUCCCUAGUGAUAUUCCUGGCACAGGGCCGCACAUUCUGACAAUAGCUGUUUUCACACUUGCUGCGGUUGUGGUGGUAGUUCUGAUCAUCGCUCUGCUACUACUGAGGAAAUAUAGAAGAGCCAUUGAACUCCAGAAAAAAUGGUCCCACAUCCCACCUGACAAGAUUGUUCCUCUGGAGACUAACGAGACAAGCCAUGUUAGUCUGAAGAUUGAUGACGACACAAGACGUGACACUAGCCAGAGGCUGCGUCAAGGCAAAUAUGACAAGAAGGUGAUAAUCCUGAAGGAUUUAAAGCACAAUGAUGGGAAUUUUACAGAGAAACAGAGAAUAGACCUAAACAAGCUCCUUCAGAUUGACUAUUACAAUCUGACUAAGUUCUAUGGAACUGUCAAGAUGGACAUGAUGAUCUAUGGAGUGAUUGAAUACUGCGAGAGAGGAUCAUUGCGGGAUGUCUUGAAUGAUAAAAUCUCCUACCCAGAUGGCACCUUCAUGGACUGGGAAUUUAAGAUUUCUGUCAUGUAUGAUAUUGCAAAAGGAAUGUCCUACCUGCAUUCCAGCAAAACAGAGCUUCAUGGUCGCCUGAAAUCUACAAACUGUGUUGUGGAUAACCGCAUGGUUGUGAAGAUAACCGAUUUUGGCUGCAAUUCUAUUCUUCCACCAAAAAAAGAUCUCUGGACUGCUCCUGAACACCUCCGCCAUGGUGACAUAUCUCAGAAAGGUGAUGUGUACAGCUUUGGAAUUAUAGCACAAGAGAUCAUACUGCGUAAGGAGACCUUCUAUACUGACAAUUGUCGGGAUCAUAAAGAGAAACUUUGCAGAGUAGAAAGCAAUAAAGGAGCAAGACCUUUCCGGCCGGAUCUUCUAUUGCAUUCAGAGGGAGAGAAAAAGCAAGAGGUAUAUCUCCUCGUGGAAAGCUGCUGGGAGGAAGACCCAGAAAAGAGACCGGAUUUUAAGAAAAUUGAGACUACCUUGGCUAAGAUAUUCAGCAACUACCACAGCCAAACCAAUGAAAGCUACAUGGACACCUUAAUCCGACGCCUGCAGCUGUAUUCACGGAACCUGGAGCACCUGGUAGAAGAGAGAACUGAGCUGUACAAAGCAGAGCGAGACAGAGCUGACAGGCUUAACUUCAUGCUUCUUCCAGGGCCUGUGGUAAAGUCCCUGAAGGAAACCGGGCGGGUAGAGCCAGAACUGUUUAAAGAAGUAACCAUCUACUUCAGUGACAUUGUAGGCUUUACAACCCUUUGUAAAUACAGCACCCCUAUGGAAGUGGUGGACAUGCUCAAUGAAAUCUACAAGAACUUUGAUCAUAUUCUUGACCCUCAUGAUGUCUAUAAGGUAGAGACCAUUGGAGAUGCAUAUAUGGUAGUAAGCGGUUUACCAAAGAGAAAUGGCAACCGUCACGCAGUGGACAUUUCCAUGAUGGCAUUAGAUAUACUCAGCUUCAUGGGCUCCUUUGAACUCGGACAUCUUCCAGGUCUUCCAGUAUGGAUUCGAAUAGGAAUUCACUCUGGUCCAUGUGCAGCUGGUGUGGUUGGGAUUAAGAUGCCUCGUUACUGUUUGUUUGGAGAUACUGUGAACACAGCUUCAAGAAUGGAAUCUACAGGAUUACCUCUACGGAUUCAUGUAAGUGGUUCCACUAUUGCUAUCCUCAAGAGAACAGACUGCCAAUUCCAAUAUGAAGAGCGAGGAGAGACAUAUUUGAAGGGCAAAGGAACUGAGAUCACUUACUGGCUGACAGGAGUGAAAGACCAGAAAUACAAUCUUCCAACACCUCCUUCUGUGGAGAAUCAGCAGCGUUUGCAAGCUGACUUUGCUGAGAUGAUAACCAAUUGUCUUCUGAAAAAGCAAACAGAAGAAUUUCAGGUGCGAGAGAUUACACGUGUGCCUAGUUGUCGCAAAGGCACUCUGGAAUACCUGCAGUUGGCUACAGAAAAAACCAGUACCUACCUGUAAAACUGGAUAAAGAGUACGACUCAAGAAUCCCUGAAAGUUAGAUUUAAAUAAUAUAUAAGACAAAUUUUUACACAACCUACAUAUUUGCAGUAUUGUA